AUGAGAGCAGUGUCCCUUUGGCGGAAGCAAUUCUCCACUUCCACCUCGAAGCUCCAAAUCUUCGAUCGCCAACGGAAGCGCGCACAACGCGACCGAGCCGCAUGGUGCACGCCCGCACACGACCCUCUCCUUCACUCCGUCGCUCAAAACCUCUUGGAUCGCUUGCAGGACUGUAAGAAGACCUUUCCUACCGCCUUAUGUUUGGGAGGCUCCUUGCAACUCAUCACUCGCUCUCUCUCCUCUCCUCCUGCUAACGGUGGCGUGGAAAAGCUUUUUGUCAUGGAUGCCUCCUUUGAUAUGGUUCAAGCUUGUAAAAAUGCUUACCGUCCUUCACCCGGCAAUGCCGUCCAGACCCAAUUUCUGGUUGCUGACGAAGAGUUCCUGCCUAUCAAAGAGAGCUCUGUGGAUUUGGUUGUCAGUUGCUUGGGACUACACUGGACUAAUGAUCUUCCUGGAGCAAUGAUACAGUCUAGAUUGGCAUUGAAGCCUGAUGGCUUAUUUUUAGCAGCUAUUCUUGGUGGAGAAACAUUAAAGGAGCUCAGAAUAGCUUGUACGUUAGCACAAAUGGAGCGUGAAGGAGGGAUUAGUCCCCGAGUAUCACCUUUGGCACAGGCAUUAAAGACGGAACUGAGAAGUACUUUUGCCCUCCAUUUUCAGGUUCGAGAUGCUGGGAAUCUUUUGACCAGGGCAGGUUUCACCCUUCCAGGUGUUGAUGUUGAUGAGUAUAUAGUUAAAUAUGAAAGUGCUGGUGAUAAAUUUUUGAAAGGACGAUUCUUGUCUAUCUCCUGUGCAGCUCUAGAGCUUAUAGAACAUCUCCGUGCAAUGGGUGAAACAAAUGCUCUUUUUGACAUGAACAAUAUCCUGAAGAGGGACACUGCUUUAGCAACUGCAGCUAUUUAUGAUUCAAUGUUUUCUUCAGAUGAUGGAACUGUUCCUGCAACCUUCCAGGUUAUAUACAUGACGGGUUGGAGGGAACAUUCAUCUCAGCAGAAAGCAAAAAGAAGGGGAUCAGCCACCAUAUCUUUCAAGGAUAUUCAGAAGCAAUUUGGAAGCCAGAGUUGA
Messenger RNA from Sphenostylis stenocarpa, 1062 nucleotides. The record is from the annotation of a GenBank genome assembly. Lineage: Eukaryota; Viridiplantae; Streptophyta; Magnoliopsida; Fabales; Fabaceae.